Molecule: messenger RNA, 1446 nt
Organism: Cynocephalus volans (Philippine flying lemur)
Lineage: Eukaryota; Metazoa; Chordata; Mammalia; Dermoptera; Cynocephalidae
Gene: SPX
Product: spexin hormone
Exons: 6
Coding region: 1-342 (113 amino acids)
Biological process (GO): positive regulation of gastro-intestinal system smooth muscle contraction
Cellular component (GO): cytoplasm
Molecular function (GO): neuropeptide hormone activity
Source: RefSeq, a predicted model, not a curated record
AUGAAGGGACUCAGAAGUCUGGCAGCAACAACCUUGGCUCUUCUCCUGGUGUUUUCUUUCCUGGGCAACUCCAGCAGCGCUCCGCAGAGACUGCUUGAGAGGAGGAACUGGACGCCGCAAGCUAUGCUCUACCUGAAGGGGGCACAGGGGCGCCGCUUCAUCUCCAACCAGAGCCGGAGGAAGGACCUCUCCGACCGGCCACCGCUGGAAAGACGAAGCCCAAAACUCCAACUACGAACUCUCCCAGAAGCAGCAGCCCUAUUACUGGCUUCCUUGCAGAAACCACAAAAGAUGGAGAAGGAAACUUUGAUUAAACCAGCUUUCUGGAAGACAAUCUACUGAACUGAUGACAAUAUACCAGAUUCUGUUUAAUUAUAUUUCCAUUCUUGUUAAAAACAUGAACCAUGUGACCCUUUUUACUCCACUUGUAAUCUUAGGAAAAUGCACAGCUAGUUGUAUUCUUUCAGAAGCAAAAGAUGUGUAAAGUUCUUAACUGAGAACAUCAUCGCCUUCUUUCAUUGCUUUGGGUCCCAUUUAGAUCACCUUGUGUCUUACUCUGGAAUUUUGUAGAGCAUUUAUAAUGCUAAGGCUGAAAACUCUAAAGUGCUCUUUCCUUUUGUUAUACCAGUACUCAUCUUGACUUUUGUUUUUUUUUUAUUCCAUCACCUACUUUGUUUCAUUCAUCACUCAGCAGCAGUUCUCCCUCUCUGUUUCCUUGGAUGGUACCCAAGGGGCGGGAGGAUGGCAAGAUGGGAAAGAGGAGAGUGUGACUCUCUAUAGUUCAUCCAGGAGAGAGAAGUUGUUAAUAAGGGAAAUGGCAAGGGGAUGACUAGGAAGAAGAAAGAAGCCCUGAGAUAAGAACACUUGGUGUGGUUGCUGAGAGGGGGGACAAUUGGCGAGGCUGGAGCCAGUGGAAGGUUUGCUGAUGACCCACAGCUGGGAUUCCCCUUGUGCUCUUUGUAGAUCUCGCUGAAUUCACUUUAGAAACAUGGAUCUAAAAGCUACUGGGAAAUAAGAAGAUGGAAACACCCUGCUUGUACAUAUAUCAUACAAAUAGAACAAACCAGUUUUUUAGCAAUAACCCAUUUUCCAUGACUAAACAGCUUCAACAGAAUCAAAUACUCUGCUUACUCUAAUUGCCUGGAGCUCUACGCUUUAUUUGACAACAUAACAUUACGUAAAGGCACCCUGACAACAUAAAUACAUAGUGAUAUAUCUAACUUACUCCUUUUCAAAGUCAACUUAGGUUUAAUACCAUCUGAACACACACACACACCCUUACAGCAAGCGUGAUUAUUUAUCUGGAAUUACAAUAUGACCAUCAUGUUAAUUAUUUUUUAGCUAAUUAAUUCAGAGUUGUUACUGAUAAAUGUCAUAAAAGUUUUGUUAAUUGUUAUUGUCAUCAGUAUAUAGCUGUUAUUUAGUAGCCAAAGAAUAUCUUUAUGU